This is a messenger RNA of Cyphellophora attinorum, 1536 nucleotides long. RefSeq names its product Delta(24)-sterol. The record is from RefSeq and is a predicted model, not a curated record. Gene Ontology annotation, biological process: steroid metabolic process. The transcript has a single exon. The coding region runs from base 1 to 1536 and encodes 511 amino acids. Gene Ontology annotation, cellular component: cytoplasm; membrane. Gene Ontology annotation, molecular function: FAD binding; Delta24(24-1) sterol reductase activity. NCBI's taxonomy places the organism in Eukaryota, Fungi, Ascomycota, Eurotiomycetes, Chaetothyriales, Cyphellophoraceae.
AUGGAAGCCCAUCGCCAGAAGAUAGUGCCGCUGGCACAGAAGGUGGCCGAAUUUCACAGCCAGAAGCUGCCAUUCCGUAUCUACCAUGGUAGCACAAAUAGCACCAGAUCCACAACCUUCUCGGAUGCGACUUCAAUCGAUACUUCGACCCUGAACAAUGUAAUCUCGAUUGACACAGAAGAGCGUACUUGUGUGGUGGAAUCCAAUGUCCCCAUGGACCAGCUUGUUGCCUUCACAACACCAUAUCGAUUGGUACCGCCCGUGGUGCCCGAGUUUCCUGGUAUCACUGUCGGGGGCGCGUUCUCGGGAACUGGAGGCGAGUCGAGCUCCUUCCGGUAUGGCUUCUUCGAUCAAUGCGUCCUCUGGAUCGAGGCCAUUCAAGCAGAUGGUACUGUCGUCUCAGCAUCGCCGAAUGAGAACGCCGAUCUUUUCAACGGCUGUAGCGGGACAUUCGGCACGAUAGCUACUGUGACUCUGUUGAAAAUAAAGCUCCUGCCGGCUCGGGACUUCGUGGAGAUGACAUACCACCCAGUCGACUCCUUUCCUGAUGCGCAGGGUCUGAUGGCGGAGCUGUCAUCGCUCGAAGCGAUUGAUUUCGUUGAUGGAAUCAUGUUCUCGAAGUCACAGGGAGUGAUAGUCUCCGGCCGCAUGGUAAAUUUGGACGAGUACGAAUCCUCGGUCGCACCGCCUAUGGUGACAUUUUCGCAAAGAUGGGAUCAGUGGUUUUACCUUCACGCCGAGAACGCGAUGUCAAGGCAGUCCCUAUGCAAAUCACCUCACCGAGAGCUCGCUACACUUCCUGAAUACCUCUUCCGGUACGAUCGUGGCGCGUUCUGGACGGGCAAGUUCGUCUUCCAGUGGUUCGGCGUACCUUUCAACAGAAUGACACGGUACUUAUUGAAUUGGCUGAUGGACACCCGUACACUUUACCAUGGAUUGCACGCAAGUAAGUUGGGAGCUGCGUACAUCAUCCAGGAUUUCUCACUGCCCGACAGCAAGGCUGUUGAAUUUCUGGACUGGCUGGACGAAACGUACGAGUUCUACCCUCUCUGGCUGUGUCCUUUGAAGCAGAACGAUCGGAACAGCUUGAAUCCUCACGUACCGUGUUCGGAAACGCCCGGACGCUCAACAGGGGAGCAACUUCUCAACAUCGGAGUUUGGACAAAGUGCCCAGAUGAGGGCAGAUUGCCAUCAAAUAGGAAGCUUGAGGCGAAACUGCGAGAGCUGCAAGGUAUGAAGUGGCUUUAUGCAGACACGUUUUAUACCGAAGAGGAAUUCUGGUCGAUCUAUGAUCGUGAGGAGUAUGACUCACUCCGACAGAAGUACAGCGCCGAGUAUUUGCCGAAUGUCUGGCGUAAGGUCCGCACUGUUGUGCGGGAGCCGGCUCGUUCACACCCCGGCGUGAGGUCGUUGAGCAGCUACUUGCCUCACAGGAUGCUGCGGGACCUCAAUUUGUGGAGUCGUUGGCCACUUGUCGGCAUCACUGCCGUUCUGUCAUAUCUGCAAGGGCUCGAGUACCUCAAAGAUCCAGCUUGA